GCUUGCAUUGAGACAUCGAGACGCGCCUGCAUCUUAAGGGACCAAUUGGUAUACUGUUAGACUGGACUGACUGGACUUGCUACUAAUCCUUUAGUGGUGGACUUCUUUCCUAGAGCUUCAAUUUCUUUUUACCCCGCGUUAGAACGAAAAUUUCAAGUCUCACGAUGGCCUCAAAAACGUCAUACAUCCCGCGAUACCUGCUACCUCAAUAUGGCGCAAUAUGGCGGACCGUUGCACGUUCCAAUGCUUUUACAAGACCCCUAAAUGCAGAGCUUGGACAGGUACUAGUGCGUUAUGCGUCUAAGACGGCCGCACCGAAAGGAGUACCUCCUAAAGCUGCCUUAUUGAAAUCGACCGCUGCCAAAGCUGCGAAGCAUUCUGCGCCGACGAAACCACCUCCAAAAACCUCACCUCCUAAACCGACUACAGCCCAGCCAGCAACCCCCAAAACUCCUACAUCCAAACCGGUACCUACCUCGAGACCGACUCCGGCAGCUUCCGUAACUAAACCGGUCUCGAAUUCCGCCACGGCGCCGGAAACCCCGGCUCCUACGGCUAAGCCGAUCGCAGCUUCAAAACCUGUAGACCCAACGAAGCCUCUCGUCCUCGAGAAGCCCGAGAGGUUCAACCCCCCAUCCCACGGAGCACGGCUCCCGCGCUCGACCCCAAAGCAUUAUGGCGGGGAGUUAUCUGAAGCCGAGUUCCAGGCCCAGAGCGCGAAACAGUAUCCUGGUCUACCACCGCCGCCAAAUACAUGGUCACAUUGGUUCCUGAAUAAUCGGGGUAUCCAUCUAUUCAUCACCCUGGGCACCCUUACCUCUCUGGCCCUAUACACUUUCAUAGCGAACUUCAACGCUAAGUCGCCGUUCGCUGACCUGAUUCCGCCCAUUUCCGAAUUCCCGCGACAUCCGUUUCAGUACAUCGGGGUAGUUUUCGAUGUUAUGCGUAUGCACGAGGAGCACGAGGCCGCCGUGACAGCCGAGAAGCGCAGGAUGCGGGUCGACGACGUAGCCAAGCGGGCCGAGUACCGCAAAGCGCACGGCUUGGACGCCACGCAGGGGUUCUUCGGGAAUAGCAGCAGCGGCAGCGGCAGCGGCAAGCCGGUAUCUGAACCGGAGACUGUUCCGGUCGUUGUGCCGGAAGCUGCUCCGACUGCCGAAUCCACACCGGAUGGGAAGCGCAAAAAGUGGUUCGGGAUAUUUUAGAAUAGUGGGCAAUAUGAGGGGUACCGCAAAAGAAGCAGAAAAGGUUAUAGACAGGAAGCAGUAGUUGUUCACGGCCUCCAUAGGUGGAUGAAUCUCUGCUUCGGGACAAGGACAAGGCGUAACCUUGGUUUGAUAUUGCAUUAAAAGUUCAUGGUAUCGGUAAUUGCACGGAUCUAUCCCAAGUCGACAGCAUCUAGACCUUCUAGGACCUCGUCCGCAACGCCCCCCUUCUCCAACACCUUCUGUACCAUAGCUCCUAGGACGGCCAUCUUAGCCCCUCCCCUCGGUGCCUUCCACACGCCCUCCACGUUAUCCGUCUCCGCCGCCCUUGCACCCGGAUCCUUCGCCGCCCCCGCGC
Annulohypoxylon truncatum is the source of this 1563-nucleotide messenger RNA. RefSeq lists its product as uncharacterized. The transcript has 2 exons. Lineage: Eukaryota; Fungi; Ascomycota; Sordariomycetes; Xylariales; Hypoxylaceae. The record is from RefSeq and is a predicted model, not a curated record. The coding region runs from base 165 to 1205 and encodes 346 amino acids.